Messenger RNA from Thelazia callipaeda (thelaziosis nematode), 483 nucleotides. NCBI's taxonomy places the organism in Eukaryota, Metazoa, Nematoda, Chromadorea, Rhabditida, Thelaziidae. The record is from the annotation of a GenBank genome assembly.
AUGAAUUCUACCGUUUCAAAUAGAGAAAACACUCUGUACAUCGAAGACGAUAAGGGAGAAUCAGAAGGAAUUGAAGAAAUGGGAGAAACGGAAUCAGUAACUACUUCUGAAGGAGAGCAAAUUCUUGUGGGCGAUUCUAAAUGGAAGAUGAACUCAGUUUGGAAGAGAAUGACAACCUUACCUACUGAAAAUGAGAAUGAAACUGUCAGAAAACGUAUUGAUAAAGUAACCAUCGGUCUGGUGUUUGGAAUCAGCUUGCUUGUAUUUCUAAUUAUCAUCGUUAACUGUUUUACACUUCGCUUAUAUCUGAGGGAAACAAGAGAUGAUAGAUUGUUUCGAAAUGCUAUGCCUGAAGCGUUAUCCGAUUCUAAAUCAUAUCGGCAUCGAAGUGGAGGGUCAUGUCUUCAGAAAACAAGACAGUAUGACGAUGAAAGUAUUUGGAAUACAAACAGUACUAGCAUUGAACUCGGUCACACAAUCUAA